AAGUAAGGAAGAGGAGCCCAUCUAUGUUUUGAGAGCUUUCCUUCUGUGUCAAGCAGGGAACCGGAGCAUCUUUAAUCAUCAAUGUGUCUUGUGUGUGUUAGAGAGAGAGAGAGAGAGAGAGAGAGAGAGAGAGAGAGAGAGAGAGUCGUAUAAAUACCAGACCUCGAUUAUAUUUUUCAUAUUUUUCGUUAAAAUUAAAGAUUUGGUUUUUUCGUGUUAUUCAGUUAGGAGCAGUGAGAGCGGGAACGUUACUGUUUUCGUUUGUUUCUUUCUUUCUUGUGAGCAAAGAGGAAACUUGAUCAUGGCGAGCGUUGUAGAUAAGGAGGAAAUCGCUAUCACAGAGAACGAAAGUCAGAUGGAGAAGCAGGAAAGCAAAGAUGAGGUGGUCUCGGUUGAGCUUCCUGCACCGGAAGGGUGGAAGAAGAAGUUCACUCCAAAGAAAGGUGGAACCCCGAGGAGGAAUGAAAUAAUUUUCGUAUCACCCACUGGUGAGGAGAUCAAGAACAAAAGACAGUUAGAGCAAUUCCUGAAAUCUCAUCCUGGAGGACUGGCUGUGUCUGAAUUUGACUGGGGCACUGGUGACACACCAAGGCGUUCUGCAAGAAUUAGUGAGAAGUCAAAGGCGACUGAGACCCCAGAACCUGAGCCACCAAAGAAACGAGAGAGGAAAUCAAGCUCAAAGAAGGGAGCAGAAGAUAAGAAAGAUGAUGGUAAAGGUGAAGGUGAUGCUCCACAAAAGGAAGAUGUUUCCCCUGCAGCUGCAGAAGAAAUUAAAGAAAAUACAGAUGUUGAAAUGCAUGAGGGAGAUGAUGAAAGGAAGAAAAAUGAAGCAGAAGCUGCUACAAAUGAUGCUGUAAUGGUUGAUGACACUUGCAAGCAGGAUUCUCAGCAGACAAGUGAGGGAAAAACUGAGAAAAUGAGUGUGGAAAAGGCUGAGAAUCCAGAGCAGCGAGAAAAUAAGGAGAAUAUUGAGAAGCAACUAGCAGAAUCCAAUGUUCUGCCCUCACUUUCUGUUCCCAAUGAGGAGGUAGGUUCUGAGGAAGUGGUGAAAGUGGCAGAGGAGGUGUCCUCUGCGGAGGUAAAGGUGGCAGAGGAGGCAUCUAAUGUGGAAGAAGUCAUGACAAAAGAGGAGGCAUUUGAUGCCAAAGAAGUCAAUGCAGCAGAGGAGGCAUCUAAUAUGGAAGAAGUCAAGACAGCAGAAGAGGCAAUUCCUGAGGAUACCAAGAUAGAAAAUGUCCCCGAGGACACCAAGGAGGAAGAGACCAGAGUAGGUGAUUGUCUACCAGAUAAUGGCAUCCUUAAGCAAAGCCAAGAUGAGACAAAAUCCAUGGAGACACACCCAAUAAACUGUGAGGAUGCACAGCUUCAGCCCAAGGCAUCUUCAGUUAGCUGUUGAAGAUCCCUGAUGUAUUUAUUUUCUCCCUUCUUAAAUUUGUUGUCUUUUGUUUAGUAUCUAUGGUGAGAAUUUAUUGCCUUGCUGUUAGGGUUCUUCGUGGGCACCUUCCUGGCACUGGUCAUAUGUAUCUGGAGCACUCUUCGCCCUGUUAUUUUUAUUGGGCAUAAUCAGUGACCCAUUCUGACUCCAUCUGUUCUAACUUGUAAGCAAACAUUCUUGACAUUCUGUACUUGGGUUAAGUUUUUUUAAGUUUUUUUUUUAUAUUGGUUGUGAA
Macadamia integrifolia is the source of this 1670-nucleotide messenger RNA. RefSeq names its product methyl-CpG-binding domain-containing protein 11-like. The record is from RefSeq and is a predicted model, not a curated record. The coding region runs from base 302 to 1396 and encodes 364 amino acids. NCBI's taxonomy places the organism in Eukaryota, Viridiplantae, Streptophyta, Magnoliopsida, Proteales, Proteaceae. Gene Ontology annotation, molecular function: DNA binding. The transcript has 4 exons.